UUAAAGUUUAGGCAAUGAGGCAAUUGUAAACAAACUUGCUGCAAUUGUUUAACGUUUUUUAUAACUGAAGAUGUUAAAUGUGCAACGUGCAAUUGGGCUGAAGCAGUGCCUCCGAGCCACACAACGACUCUAUCACAGUGAUGUGCGCGUACGCUUUGCUCCCAGUCCCACCGGCUAUCUGCAUCUUGGUGGCCUAAGAACAGCGCUCUACAAUUAUCUCUUUGCUCGACAUUCAGGCGGUAAAUUCCUGCUGCGCAUUGAGGAUACGGAUCAAACGAGAUUGGUGCCAGGUGCCACCGAGCGGCUCAUCGAGGAUUUGCUGUGGGCGGGCAUAGAAAUCGAUGAGGGACCUGGAUUUGCAGGUGACUAUGGGCCAUAUAUACAAAGUCAACGCCAGGAGCUGUACAGUGAUGCUGUGGAACGUCUGCUGCAGAACGGCAGCGCCUAUCGCUGCUUCUGCACGGAGCGUCGCCUGGAGCUGUUACGCAAGGAAGCACUGCGCACCCGUCAAGUGCCACGCUAUGAUAACAAGUGUCGCCAUCUGACGAAGGCACAGCUGGAACCGCUCUUGGCCAAGGGCACACCACACUGCAUACGCUUUAAGCUGACGGAGCACGAGGAGCCUUUGCAGGAUCUCAUCUAUGGCAGCGUUCAACACAAUGUUAGCGACACUGAAGGUGAUCCGGUCAUCAUGAAAAGCGAUCAGUUUCCCACUUAUCAUCUGGCCAAUGUUGUGGAUGAUCAUCACAUGGACAUCACACAUGUGCUACGUGGCGUCGAGUGGCAAAUCUCAACCACGAAGCAUCUGUUGCUCUACAAAGCCUUUGGCUGGCGACCACCACAAUUUGGUCAUUUGCCGCUGCUGGUCAAUGCCGAUGGCACCAAGUUAAGCAAACGCCAGGGCGACAUUGGCAUACAGCAGUUCCGGGAACGCGGCUACUUUCCCACAGCGCUGAUGAACUACAUUAUCUCGGCAGGCGGCGGCUUUGAGCACAGACCAAAUGAGAAGCCACAGCUGCUUUCGCUUGAUGAACUGGCUCAGGAAUUUCGCAUAGAACGCGUGAACGCGCAUCCAAGUCGUCUGAACUCAGAGCUGCUCAAUGAUUACAAUCAGCUGGAGAUUAAGAGGCGUCUAAGUGGCGAGCAGACACGUCCAGAGCUAGUAAAACUUGUGCAGCAGCUUGUAAAGCAGGCGUAUCCAAGCCACUCCAAUCUGGAUCUGGCGGAAUCGCACAUUCUGGACGUGCUCAACUGGGCGGCACAGCGUCUUCAACUAAUCCAAGACUUGACCAGCAGCAAGCUGAGCUUUCUCUGGGUAAAACCCACUGAAUAUGAGCUAAAAGACUUGACUCCAGCUCAACUGCAACAGUUAAUACCACAAUUGACAGUCUUACCAAAGUUAGAAAAGGAUUCUCUUAAUGAAAUGCUUAAAAACUAUGCCGAAAAGCAGCAAAUUAAGUUCCCCCUGCUGAUGAAGACACUCCGUGCUGCAUUGAGUGGAUUAAAAGAAGGACCCGGCGUGGCGGAAAUGAUGGAAAUAUUAGGAAAAUCCGUAGUACUAGAGCGACUUGAGGAAGCCAUUAAAAAGCAGUCAAUUGUGGAGUCAACGCGAAAGCGUCAACUCUGACUACAUUUUAUUUAAUUCAAGGAAGGAGACAUUACGAUAGUUUUGAUCGUUCGAUUAUGUAUGAUAAUACGUAUUUGUAUAUAGUAUAUAUAAUAUAUAGUUAAUAAACUUAAA
Messenger RNA from Drosophila innubila, 1741 nucleotides. RefSeq names its product probable glutamate--tRNA ligase, mitochondrial (gene GluRS-m). The transcript has 4 exons. Gene Ontology annotation, biological process: glutamyl-tRNA aminoacylation. The coding region runs from base 71 to 1627 and encodes 518 amino acids. Lineage: Eukaryota; Metazoa; Arthropoda; Insecta; Diptera; Drosophilidae. Gene Ontology annotation, molecular function: ATP binding; glutamate-tRNA ligase activity; zinc ion binding. The record is from RefSeq and is a predicted model, not a curated record.